AUGUUGUUUGGACAAUACCACGGAACCUUUUCUAGGGUUUUCUGUGGUUUGUUUCGGGAAGCUAGAGCCCUUCGUACUGUAUUUUUGUCUGAUGCAUCAUAUAACCUGGAGGAUGUGUUGCCUAACUUUUCAAAACUUGUCCAUCUUCGCUACUUCAAGCUAGCUGGUUUUGGUGAUGACAAGGGCUUGUGUGUAGCUGGUGUGCUGUGUAGAUUAUAUCAUUUGGAAGUCAUUAAUCUACAAGGAUGGAGGGGGCGCUUUGGUUCAACAAGGCAUAUUAGCACCCUUGUAAAGUUAGGUCAUUUUGUUGUGCCCCGAGAAGAACUUCAUUCUGACAUAUUUGAGGUGGGAAAACUAAAAUUCAUCAAUGAGUUAAAGACAUUUAGAGUGGGACAAGAAAGCAACAUGUUUGAACUGAGUCAACUAGGGAAACUGGAAAAUAUUGGAGGAUUGCUUGGCAUUUACAAUCUUGAAAAGGUGCAAUCAGAAGAAGAAGCAACUGAAUCAAGACUGAUACACAAAAGCCACAUGCAAGAGCUAAUAUUAGAAUGGUAUGUUCAGCGAUCUAACAGGGAUCCUACAUUUGAAGAAAAUGUUCUUGAACGCCUUGUACCACAUAGCAAUCUUCAACACCUAUACAUUAAAGGGCAUGGAGGAACUAAUUGUCCAACAUGGCUAGGUGUAAACCUCUCCGUAAAGAAUCUGGAAUCUCUUUAUCUGUAUGAUUUGUCUUGGGGAAACCUUCCACCUUUAGGAGAGAUGUGGAUGGUCAAUGAUCUUGGUGCAGUGUACAAGGACUGUAUCUUAGGCCAAGGAUUUCAAAAUUUGAAAAGGCUAGAAUUGGUUAAAAUACCAAGAUUGAGAAAAUGGGUUGGGGACAACAAUACUUGUCAUUUGUUCUAUCACUUGGAAGAACUCACCAUUGAAGAUUGCUCUGAACUUACCGAGCUGUGCUUUCCAGAUCUUAGUUGUGGUCUGCGACAGCAACAGAAGAGCAUAUCUUGGUUUCCUAGACUAAAGUCUCUCGGGAUACACAACUGCCCGAAGCUAAUGUCAUUGCCUCCAAUCCCUUGGACUUGUGGUCCGUGCUCCGCUGUGAUAAAUAGGGUGGGCUCCGGUCUUGAGCGGCUAGUUUACAAAGAAGACUCAACUUCAUCACUUGAAGUGCAGGGAACAUAUGGCCAGGAUAGUGUGUUCUUGAAUGGGUUGGUCUUCUCAAAUCUAACUUAUCUGAAAACAUUGGUGAUGCAAAGUUGCUCUCCUCUGCUGCUCGAUCGCCUCCUAAUGCUAAAAUCUCUGGAAUCCCUCCAGAUAAGUAACUCAAGUAAUAUAUUAUCCAUGGUUGAAAGCGUGGGCCAUGUACGAUGCCAGCUACCUAUCAAAAGGUUAAGUGUCGAGCAAUGUGGUGGCAGCGGCAAGGAAUUGACACUACUGUUCUCUCUUAUGCCAGAGCUCACCCAAAUAACAAUAGGGCGUUGUCAGGGGAUAAAAUGGCUCGGUGUGGGACAGUCAUCAGUAUAUUCUUCUGCUGAACCAUUGCAUCAGGUGGGAUAG
Molecule: messenger RNA, 1554 nt
Organism: Triticum turgidum subsp. durum (durum wheat)
Lineage: Eukaryota; Viridiplantae; Streptophyta; Magnoliopsida; Poales; Poaceae
Source: the annotation of a GenBank genome assembly